Molecule: messenger RNA, 1839 nt
Organism: Neurospora tetraspora
Lineage: Eukaryota; Fungi; Ascomycota; Sordariomycetes; Sordariales; Sordariaceae
Product: carotenoid oxygenase
Exons: 2
Coding region: 1-1839 (612 amino acids)
Biological process (GO): carotene catabolic process
Molecular function (GO): carotenoid dioxygenase activity
Source: RefSeq, a predicted model, not a curated record
AUGAGUCCUCAUGAGGUGAACGGCACAGUGCCGGAGAACUCGACCACCUUCCGGACACAAGCCGAUGAGCACGCCGACCAUGAGGCAAGCCUACAAAGUUUAAGGACCGGCAAAUACGAAGAUUGGCCGAACGAAGCUGCUUUCGAUGGCCUCACCGAGGAGCGAGGCCCGAUCAAGAUCGCCGUGACCGGCAACAUCCCGACAUGGGCUGCCGGCUCCCUCUACCGCACCGGUCCUGGUCUCUACAAGAUCGACACGGACGCCGGCGCCACCUUCGAGAUGAGCCACUGGUUCGAUGGGCUGGCUCAUACCCACCGCUUCGACAUCAUCCCGAACGAAGAAGGGUCCGUUGACGUCUUCUACUCGUCACGUCGCCAAGCUGAAGAAAUGAUGGAGGUCAUCAAGAAGCAGGGAACCUGGCCGUAUUAUAGCUUCGGUCAGAAGGCGGAUCCCUGCCUCGGUUUGUUCUCCAAGGCCAUGGCUGCGUUCAAGGGACUGAGGGAGUCACCGGAGGAGAAGUGGCAUAACAACAUCAACGUCGUCGUGCACGUCAACCCUCCCGGACUUGAGGCUGCUGCCGGAAACAUCGUUGGAAAGGGGAAACUGGCCGUGACGGAGAACGACCCACAGGUCCUGGGACAUAGGCCUGAGUUGCCCAAGUCGAUAUGGAUCAGCACCGACAACUGCGCCAUGAAGCAGAUCGACCCCAAAACUUUGGAGCCCAUCGGCUGGGCGACCCAAGACGUCCUUCACCCUGAGUUGAAGGGCCCCAUGUCCUGUGCUCAUGCCCAAAGGGACCCUGAGACAGGUGACCUCUUCAACUACAACCUGGAACUUGGCCCGAAGCCCACCUAUCGAAUCUUCCGUGUCGACGCAUCCAGUGGAAAGACGGAGAUCCUGGCCACCAUCCGCGACCCCAUCGUUUCACCUGCCUACAUCCAUAGCUUGUUCCUCUCGCCCAGCUUCGUCGUCCUCUGUAUCCCGACCUCACACUUUGGCCUCAACGGCACACAGAUUCCCUGGGAACGCAACCUCCUCGAUGCCAUCAGGCCCUAUGACCCAAGCCGAAAAACCCAAUGGAUCGUCAUCGACAGGAAACACGGCAAAGGCGUAGUAGCCCGCUUCGAGACCGAUGGCCGUUUCUUCUUCCACACUGUCAACGCCUUUGAAGAGCCCUCUUCCCAGCCCGACUCCUCCGAAAUCAGCCUCUACUGCGACGUCAUCGACUUUGGGUCCCACGAAUUCAUCCACUCCCUCUACCUCGACGUGAUCCUCGACAGAGACUCCGCAGCCAAGAAGUUCUACGAAGACGAACAACGCGCCCGUAACUCCCUUGCCCACCUAACGCGCUACCACUUCACCAUCAACCCCGACUCACCCUCUAACAAGCUGCCCACCACCCCAGACCCCAAGAACCAUGAAGCCUUCCGCAUCCCCGCCCCGCACGCUGGUGAACUCCCAACCAUUAACCCCCUCUAUGCCACCAAGAAGCACCGCUACGUCUACAGCCUGCCCUUCCGAGGCCGCAGUACGCUGACCGAUGCCAUCGUCAAGACUGAUACCGAUACACGGGAGGUACUCUUUUGGGACAACCCCAAGGGGCAUAUACCCGGUGAAGCCAUCUUCAUUCCGAGGCCGGUUGGAGAGGAGGAGGAUGAUGGGGUGUUACUGAGCUUGGUGCUGGAUGGAGAAAAGGGCAAGAGCUAUCUGCUUUGCUUGGAUGCGAAGACGAUGACAGAGAUGGGGAGAGCAGAGGUAGAAUUUGCGAUUGCUUUGGGCUUUCAUGGCGCACAUGUGCCGUCGAGUAGGACAGUAACGAGGGUCGAGGGUCAGGAGUAA